Messenger RNA from Vitis vinifera (wine grape), 3317 nucleotides. Its product is annotated as probable copper-transporting ATPase HMA5. Gene Ontology annotation, molecular function: ATP binding; ATP hydrolysis activity; ATPase-coupled monoatomic cation transmembrane transporter activity. The coding region runs from base 258 to 3221 and encodes 987 amino acids. The record is from RefSeq and is a predicted model, not a curated record. NCBI's taxonomy places the organism in Eukaryota, Viridiplantae, Streptophyta, Magnoliopsida, Vitales, Vitaceae. Gene Ontology annotation, cellular component: membrane. The transcript is spliced from 6 exons. Gene Ontology annotation, biological process: monoatomic cation transport.
AUGAGAAGAUUUGUUUUUUCUGUUGCAUGAAGGGGGCCGAAGCUGGAAUGGGAUAAGCACUGACGUACAAAUCCAUGAACCGCCACAUACUGAUUUAAAAAUCGUCAAAACGCAGCGUUUUGCGGUCCCGCGACGAGAAAGUUGGCGCCACCUUUUCUCAGGUUAGCUUCUAAGCACCGCUAAGUCACGUGCUCUCCCCUUUGUCUGAAGAGGAAAGGGAAGAGGCAGAGGAAGAGGGAUAGGGAGAUUUCAGGAAAAUGGUGGCGAAGUUUCUGACGUUGGAAUGUAUUCGGGGUGAGAGCUUCGGACAUCUGUCGCCGAGGCCGCACUAUCCGUCGAUGCCUAAGUAUCCGAAGGGGGUGUCGGAGACGGAGAAGGAUGUGAGAGGAUCGGAGGCGAAGGCUGUGUAUUCGGUGAUCGGAAUGACGUGUGCGGCGUGCGCCGGAUCGGUGGAGAAGGCCGUCAAGCGGCUGCCGGGAAUUAGGGAGGCUGUGGUGGAUGUUUUGAAUAAUAGGGUUCAGGUCAUGUUCUAUACUUCUUUUGUUAAUGAGGAAACAAUUCGUGAAACCAUUGAAGAUGUGGGAUUUCAGGCCACAUUGAUGCCAGAUGAGGCAAAUGAAAAAUCCACUCAAGUGUGCCAAAUUCACAUAAAUGGAAUGACCUGCACUUCUUGCUCUACAACUGUUGAAUCUGCUCUGCAAGCAUUGCAGGGCGUGCAAAAGGCCCAAGUUGCAUUAGCAACUGAGGAAGCCCAAGUUCAUUAUGAUCCUAAGAUCAUAAACUACAAUCAGCUACUGGAAGCUAUAGAAGAUACUGGGUUCGAGGCCAUCCUUAUUAGUACUGGGGAGGACAUGAGCAAGAUUCAGCUCAAAGUUGAUGGAGUUUGCACUGACCAUUCAAUGAGAUUGAUUGAGAAUUCUCUUCGGGCACUCCCUGGGGUUCAAGACAUAGACAUUGAUCCUACACUCAAUAAAUUUUCCCUUUCCUAUAAAUCAAAUGUGACAGGACCCAGAAACUUUAUCAAUGUGAUUGAGUCAACUGGAUCUAGGUGCUACAAGGCAACUAUAUUUCCUGAAGGAGGAAGGGCCAUUCACAAAAAGGAGGAGGUUAAGCAAUAUUACAGAUCUUUUCUAUGGAGUUUGGUUUUUACAAUUCCAGUAUUCUUAACCUCCAUGGUUUUCAUGUAUAUCCCUGGUCUCAAGCACGGAUUAGAUACCAAAGUGAUCAAUAUGCUGAGUGUUGGAGAAACUUUAAGGUGGGUGUUAUCCACCCCAGUUCAGUUCAUUAUUGGGCGGAGAUUCUACACUGGCUCCUACAAAGCAUUGCGUCAUGGUUCUGCUAAUAUGGAUGUUUUGAUUGCCUUGGGAACAAAUGCUGCCUAUUUCUAUUCAGUCUAUUCCGUGUUGAGAGCUGCUACUUCUGAAGAUUUCAAAUCAACAGAUUUCUUUGAGACUAGCUCCAUGCUCAUUUCAUUUAUUCUACUUGGAAAAUAUUUGGAGGUUUUAGCCAAGGGAAAGACAUCAGAUGCCAUUGCUAAGCUUAUGGACCUGGCACCUGAGACUGCAAUUCUGUUAACACUGGACAAAGAAGGAAAUAUAAUAAGUGAACAGGAAAUUGAUGGUCGGUUGAUACAAAAGGAUGAUGUGAUUAAAAUUCUUCCUGGUGCAAAAGUAGCUUCAGAUGGUUUUGUUAUUAGGGGGCAAAGCCAUGUCAAUGAGAGCAUGAUCACAGGAGAAGCCAGGCCUGUGGCAAAGAGGAAGGGUGACACAGUGAUUGGAGGGACUGUGAAUGAGAAUGGGGUAUUACAUAUUAAGGCAACACGGGUUGGAUCAGAAAGUGCUCUUUCACAGAUUGUUCAGCUUGUUGAGUCAGCCCAGAUGGCUAAAGCCCCUGUGCAGAAAUUAGCAGACCACAUCUCUAAAUACUUUGUUCCUCUGGUUAUUAUCCUCUCAUUUUCCACUUGGCUUGCCUGGUUUUUAGCUGGAAAGUUCAAUGGAUAUCCGAAAUCUUGGAUACCGACUUCAAUGGAUGGUUUUCAGCUUGCACUCCAAUUUGGAAUCUCUGUCAUGGUCAUAGCCUGCCCAUGUGCUCUAGGCCUUGCAACUCCUACUGCCGUCAUGGUUGGUACUGGUGUUGGGGCCUCUCAGGGUGUCCUCAUCAAAGGCGGUCAAGCAUUAGAAAGUGCACAUAAGGUGGAUUGCAUCGUGUUUGACAAGACAGGUACCCUCACUGUUGGGAAGCCAGUAGUUGUUAGCACAAGGCUCUUGAAAAACAUGGUACUUCAAGAAUUCUAUGAACUUAUUGCUGCUGCUGAGGUGAACAGUGAGCACCCAUUAGCCAAGGCCAUUGUUGAGUAUGCCAAGAAAUUCAGAGAAGACGGAGAGAGCCCCACCUGGCCUGAAGCAAGAGAUUUUGUCUCCAUUACUGGCCAUGGAGUGAAAGCCAUUGUUCGCAACAAAGAGAUCAUAGUGGGAAACAAGAGCUUGAUGUUAGAUCAAAACAUUGCCAUUCCAGCUGAUGCUGAAGAUAUGCUGGCAGAAACUGAAGCGAUGGCUCAAACUGGGAUUCUAAUAUCCAUUGAUGGGGAGCUGACUGGAGUUCUAGCCAUAUCUGAUCCACUGAAGCCUGGUGCUCGUGAUGUCAUAUCUAUUCUUAAGUCUAUGAAAGUGAAGAGUAUCAUGGUGACAGGUGACAAUUGGGGAACUGCAAACUCGAUAGCCAAGGAGGUUGGAAUUGAAACUGUCAUUGCUGGAGCCAAACCUGAGCAGAAAGCAGAGGAAGUGAAGAAUUUACAGGCUUCGGGCCAUACCGUGGCAAUGGUUGGAGAUGGCAUCAACGAUUCUCCAGCCCUUGUAGCUGCAAAUGUUGGAAUGGCAAUUGGUGCAGGCACAGACAUUGCAAUCGAAGCAGCUGAUAUCGUUCUCAUGAAAAGUAACUUGGAAGAUGUGAUCACAGCCAUUGACCUUUCCAGGAAAACAUUUUCCCGUAUCCGCCUGAAUUACAUUUGGGCAUUGGGUUAUAAUCUCCUAGGCAUACCAAUUGCAGCUGGGGCUCUUUUCCCAUCUACCGGUUUUCGUUUACCUCCAUGGAUCGCUGGAGCUGCCAUGGCAGCCUCUUCAGUCAGCGUUGUUUGCUGCUCGCUUUUAUUGAAGUACUACAAAAGACCUGAGAAGCUGAAUGCUCUCGAGAUGCAGGGAGUAAUGGUCGAAAAUCGAUUCUAAUGGGGUUGAUUUUGGUGUUUGUUUUUUUUAGUUUAUUCCCAAUAUAAUUUUAAUGUUUAAUAAUGUUAAAUAUUAAAUUAUAUAUUCUUUUUAAUA